This is a messenger RNA of Phycomyces blakesleeanus NRRL 1555(-), 2094 nucleotides long. RefSeq lists its product as hypothetical. Gene Ontology annotation, biological process: fatty acid beta-oxidation using acyl-CoA oxidase; lipid homeostasis. Bases 1 to 2094 code for a protein of 697 amino acids. The record is from RefSeq and is a predicted model, not a curated record. The transcript has 6 exons. Gene Ontology annotation, molecular function: FAD binding; acyl-CoA oxidase activity; fatty acid binding. Gene Ontology annotation, cellular component: peroxisome. NCBI's taxonomy places the organism in Eukaryota, Fungi, Mucoromycota, Mucoromycetes, Mucorales, Phycomycetaceae.
AUGCCUCCUGUCCAGUUUCCUCGCCACUUGAAGCCACUUGAGCCUCAGGGCCCAAGCCUAUUAGCUGAAGAACGUGCGAAUGCAACAUUGAAUGUUCCUAAUCUCACAACAGCGAUCUACGGGAAAGAGUAUCUUGAACGACAUGACCGCGUUCUCUCUAUUCUUCUAAAGGAUCCUGUGCUGAGCGACAAGUCUCAUCGCUAUUACACUGGUCGUGAUGUGCGAUUCAAUAAGUCAUUAGCAGCUUCAAAAAGACUUGCGGAGCUAGUAAAGAUUCAUAGCUGGAGUGCAGAAGAUUUAGCAAUUGCUGAUGUAUUGUUUGAUGAAUCUGGACCUUUUCGUUUACACAGAAGUAUGUUUAUGCCCACUAUUGAAAAUCAGGGCACAGAAGAGCAAAAGUCACUUUAUCUUGAUGCUGCCAGACGGUAUGAGAUAAUUGGAUGCUAUGCGCAAACAGAGCUUGGUCAUGGAUCCAAUGUUCGUGGACUGGAGACAACAGCAACAUAUGAUAUAGAAACUCAAACAUUUGUCCUGAGCUCGCCUACGUUAACAGCAUCAAAGUGGUGGAUUGGUGGACUUGGUGUAGCAGCUAACCAUGCUAUUGUUAUGGCUCGACUCAUCACCCAGGGAAAAGAUUUUGGUCCACAUCCUUUUAUCAUCCAAAUCCGCAACCUUACCGACCAUCGCCCUCUACCUGGAAUUAUCGUUGGUGACAUUGGUCCCAAAUUCGGCUUCAACACAGUUGACAAUGGCUUUAUCCUGUUUGAUAAAGUGAGAGUGCCACAUAUUGCUAUGCUGGCUAGAUACGCUCGGAUUGAGCAGCGCACUGGAAACUACAUAAAACCCCCGAACAGUAAACUUACAUAUGGAACCAUGGUCUAUGUCCGUGCCAAUAUUGUACUGGAAUCCCGUUACGUAUUAGCAAGAGCUGCCACUGUUGCCAUUCGCUACUCGGCCAUCAGAUCACAGGGCUCGGAUGCAAGCAACCCUAAGCAAAUCGAGACGUCUAUUGGGUCAAAGACCGUUGAAACUCCUGUGCUCGAUUACACAAUCCAACAAUACCGUUUAUUUCCUAUAAUUGCACAAGCAUAUGCCUGUCAUUUCACUGGCAAAGAGAUGCACAGAGCUUACAAUGAAAACCAAAUCAAGAUGGCUAAAGGCGAUUUCUCUUAUCUUGCCGAUCUCCAUGCAUCGUCUUCAGGCCUCAAGAGUCUAACGACAACAAUGGCUGUUGCUGCUAUUGAAGAAUGUAGACGUGCUUGUGGUGGUCAUGGAUACUCGUUAUUCUCUGGUCUUGGGCAAUUUUAUCAAGAUUAUUUACCCAAAGCGACUUGGGAGGGAGACAACUAUUUGCUAACUCAACAAACUACAAGAUAUCUUCUCAAGAGCUUCCGGUCACUGAUAGCUAAUAACGUUUCAAAAACCGAGACCAACUUCUCUACUAGCUAUCUUGAAGAAUAUCUUGCCAAUCCUGGUGCGCGCUGCCCGGUUCUGGAUGGCCCAUUUAACCCAGAAACCCUUCUUUCGGCCUUCAAAUUUCGAUCGGCUUUCUUGGUCGAAAGAGCGGUAUACUCACUCGAUCAAGAGCAUUGUACAUGGAACGAGAUGCUUGUGGACAUUUAUCGUAUAUCUCGUGCACAUUGUCAGCUUGUCAUGGUGUCUAAUUUUCUCGGAGCUGUUUUCGGAGGGCCUCCAGACGACACGGCUGAUCUUAUCAAUCAGUCAGUCAUGCAGAAGGUUGCACUCUUGUUCUGUUUAUCCACGAUGGAGCAAGAAGUUGCAGACUUUCUUACUUCUGGAUAUCUUUCGCCUUCCCAGUCGCUCUUGGUUCGCCAGCAGACUAUCAAGACAUUAAAAGAUAUCCGCCCUGAGGCUGUGGCUCUUGUGGAUGCGUUUGCCCUUCCGGAUUACUUGCUAAACUCUGCUUUAGGAGAGAACGAGGGGCGGGUUUAUGAGAGAAUGGCUGAAAUGACGGAAAAAGAACCUCUCAAUCGAUCGGAGGUUAUUGACGGUUACGAAGAGUUUAUCCUACCGUUGGUGCAUGCUGGGAAAAGCAAAUGGAAGAUUGGGAAGGAUGCAAUCGCAAGACUUUGA